AUGCUGAUUUUCAGCUGUAUAAAUUUGGAUGGUAGAGCCCCGAUGCAUAAUUGAAACACAAGUGUAUCAAUAAUGGGGUUCUGGCAAGCUGGAGUUGGAUUGUUGUUUCUUUUUGCACUGGGCUUUUCUGAAGCAUUUUGGGGAGCCAAAAAAAGUAGUAAUUGGACCCCAAACACUCUUAUUCCUAAGGCACUGUCACAAGUUCAGCAGGCUGACUCCAGGAAGCCUCCAAUUCCUAAGAAAUAUGACCCCAGUAACCUUGUAUUUGCUCCACAAAAACUUCCUGUUCGGUUUCCUGUCCAGAAACCAGCCAAGAGUGAUUUUGGAAAGCCUUCUCAAGAUGUUUUGGGUGUUCAGUCCAAAGAAAUGUUGCUGGGUCCAGUGCAAAAACUAACAUGGAAAUUUCCAAGCCUACCAGAAGAACCACAGCCGCCAAAUGUUCCUUUUGAGUUGCACCAUCCUGUCCCUGCCAAAAGUGUAGCGGCUCGUUGUGCUGAAAACUCUGUAUAUGUGGAGGUGAUGCAAGAUUUCUUUGGGAAUGGGAAGCUGCAGAAGUCCUCUGCGUUUACACUGGGAGGCUGUUCAGCAACUGGAGAAGACCCCUCUGCUCAAGUGCUCAUCUUUGAGUCUGAACUGCAUGGAUGUAGUAGUACAGUAACUGUGACUGAAGAUGAGCUUGUCUAUACGUUCACACUUGUGUACACCCCACAAGAGGUCUUGUCUGGUGUUCCUAUUGUUAGGAGCAGUAGUGCGGUGGUUGGUAUCGAGUGUCACUAUUCAAGAAAGCAUAAUGUGAGUAGCGAUGCCUUAAUGCCCACUUGGAUCCCAUAUGCUGCUUCUGAAGUUGCAGAGGAGAUCUUUGUCUUUUCCCUCCGGCUCAUGACUGAUGACUGGCUCUUUGAGAGACCUUCUAACCAGUACUUCCUGGGUGAUAUCAUAAACAUUGAGGCAUCUGUGCAGCCAUACAAUCAUGUUCCCAUCCGUGUAUUUGCGGACAGCUGUGUGGCUACAACAGUCCCUGAUCCUGCGUCUGUCCCCAGAUACUCCUUCAUUGAGAACAGUGGGUGCCUGGUUGAUGCCAAGCUCACAGGCUCCAGGUCUCACUUCAUGCCCCGAACUCGAGGUGAUAAGCUGCAGUUUCAGUUGGAGACAUUCAGGUUCUAUCAAGCAGGCAGUGGACUGGUCUACAUCACAUGCACACUGAAAGUGGCCGCAACAACUACUCCUGCUCCAAUAAGUCCUGAAUGGAAAGCUUGUUCGUUCUCUGCUAAUGGGUGGGUAUCUUCAGAUGACUCCCACCAGGUAUGUGACUGCUGUGACACCACCUGUAGUACCAGAAGUGGACGUGAUCCAGUUCUUCUUAAAGGUCUGGAUCAAUUUAUUCAUGGUUCCUUUCUGUCCUCUUUCCAUGCACCACUUUUCUCAUGUUUUGUCUUGUUUCUCAGAUCUGCGGUGGGAUAAAGCAUCUGUUGGACC
Molecule: messenger RNA, 1476 nt
Organism: Carassius carassius (crucian carp)
Lineage: Eukaryota; Metazoa; Chordata; Actinopteri; Cypriniformes; Cyprinidae
Product: zona pellucida sperm-binding protein 3-like
Exons: 7
Coding region: 73-1461 (462 amino acids)
Biological process (GO): egg coat formation; binding of sperm to zona pellucida; positive regulation of acrosome reaction
Cellular component (GO): extracellular matrix
Molecular function (GO): acrosin binding
Source: RefSeq, a predicted model, not a curated record